UUGCGCUUUUGUGACUUUCUCCCCUCUGAUAAAAGCCCCCAACAAACCGCUUACUGGCAUUUGUUAGAUGCAGAAGGAACGUUAUCAUCUUUACUAAAGUUGCUUGAGAAACAUUAAUGGCGCACAAUUCUGGCUCAGGCUCAUCCAGGGCUGACAGAAAGACCAUUGAGAAAAACAGAAGAAAUCACAUGAAAGACCUCUACUCCAAGCUCAAUUCUCUUGUCCCUCAUCACACUUCUGAGGAAGGAACAUCACUGGUUGAACAAUUAGAUGAGGCUGCAAACUACAUAAAGAGGUUGCAGCAACACUUGGACGAAAUGAAGCAGAAGAAGGAGAGACUGAUGAUGAGAGUUGAGCAAAAAUCUGACGUUAAUGGAAGCAUUAUUACGAGUACUAGUAGCAGCUCAUCAGCAACUGUAGGGUUGAGAUCACCACAGGUUGAGAUCCACGAUCUGGGCUCAGCCCUGGAGAUCGUUCUGGUGACUGGGCUGGAUUGCCAGGCCGUGUUCAAUGAGACGAUCCGGGUGCUUCAUGAGGAGGGGGCUGAGAUUAACAAUGCCAGCUUCUCAGUCGUGGAUGAUUUUACUGUUUUCCACACAAUCCACUCCAAGAUCGAUCGGGUGUUUCUGGGUGUAGGUUGGGGAGUCUGCAGUGGGAUUUGGAGCUGCAAGGAUAGCCGAGAGGCUAAGGGAGCUUUGUCAAGGCUGAUAUGAUCGAUGAUAUAUGGCAGGAAAUUGUGAAAGUCUGAUCAUUAUCCACUAUCUACUUCAACUUAUAAGAACUGCUUCAGUUGCCGUGCAUGCUUCUAACUGUAUGGCAAAACCUGAAUUUUAUGGCCACUCAGUACUGCAUUUUAGCUGUUAUAUAUAAACAUAUGUUUGAUUAAUUGCUUAAUUUGUGAAGAUAUGUUAAGAGACUUCCAUGUAUUUGGCCAUAAAGAUGAAGCAUUUAUUAGACUUGGCCAAGAACAAAAAAUAAGGAAACUAUAGAGGCUAACCUCACCAUUGUUCAUGGGUGAUGGAGAUGAAGGGUCUGCAAAUUAGGGCCUA
Messenger RNA from Diospyros lotus (date-plum), 1049 nucleotides. Its product is annotated as transcription factor bHLH162-like. Gene Ontology annotation, molecular function: DNA-binding transcription factor activity, RNA polymerase II-specific; protein dimerization activity; RNA polymerase II transcription regulatory region sequence-specific DNA binding. The coding region runs from base 117 to 713 and encodes 198 amino acids. The record is from RefSeq and is a predicted model, not a curated record. Gene Ontology annotation, cellular component: RNA polymerase II transcription regulator complex. The transcript is spliced from 3 exons. Lineage: Eukaryota; Viridiplantae; Streptophyta; Magnoliopsida; Ericales; Ebenaceae. Gene Ontology annotation, biological process: regulation of transcription by RNA polymerase II.